This is a messenger RNA of Dendronephthya gigantea, 1862 nucleotides long. RefSeq lists its product as uncharacterized. The transcript is spliced from 7 exons. The record is from RefSeq and is a predicted model, not a curated record. The coding region runs from base 1162 to 1710 and encodes 182 amino acids. Lineage: Eukaryota; Metazoa; Cnidaria; Anthozoa; Malacalcyonacea; Nephtheidae.
GGUUUGUGUGUGGUGCUUGGUGGUAAUGUUUCAAUUCUCACUGUCGUCUUGGUUGCUGUAACAAUCAAAUACAGUUUGAAAGAUGAGAACUUAACGAUGCAGAAGAUAUCCUCCCCGUAAACUAAAAGAUGGUAUGUUUUCUUUGUGACAUGACUGCCCGUUAAUAUUUGGCUCUGUAGUCAAUUCCCAGUACGUCUUAUAUGGUCUGCCGUCUUUGAGAAACUCGACCCUCAUGCAAUAAAUUCGAAAUGCGAAGUAAUAGAAAAAUAAUAAAAUCAACAUUUUUUUAGGCGAAAAAUAAGUUGAAGUUUAUGUGAAUCACGAGAAAUCUCUAUAUAUGAGUUUAUAUCCAUUGAUGACACAGUGAUUUCCUUGCAAUUCAAUAAUUCCUGGGAAAACUAUUUUUAGAAUUUAAUGUUUACAUCGAGAGAUAACCAAAGUCAACACUUUUAAUUGUACAUUGUAUGGUGACAUUUGGUUAUCAAGAUCUGACGUUACCUAGACAGUAAUCCUGAUGCAUUAAUUGAUAUUUCGUUAUUUUCACUAUUCAUUAUUUUAUCUCAUAGUUAAAUCAGUCGUAUUUUUGAUCAAUUCAAUUUUGAACAAACUGUCCACCUAUGGCAUUUCUUUAUUAGAAAGAAUUUCUUUAUGAUAAAACACAAAAAAUGGUUCAGAAACACCGGACACGACAACUGUUUGAGGUUUAAUCCGAAAUUUCAAUUUCAACAUAUAGUUCAGGCUGAAUUCUUUGGUGAUUACAUGUUUACAUAAAUUUUAGGGGCAUCAACACUUAUACAUAUGCCUUGCUGAACAACUGUUGGGUUUUUUUUAAAUCAAAAAAGUACUACCGUCUGUAUUGCUGUCGUCUUGCGUAGUAUAAGUUGAGGUAUACGUAUAUGCUUUGCUUAGCGUUUAGGGCUUAAACAAACAGUGGAUUUGAAUUAAAAUCAUACCUUUUAAUUGAAUUUUUGCUAAGUCAUAAACGUCUUUGCGCAUUCAAAUUUCUGUUUGCUUUGGUAAUCGCAGGCAUGUUUUUUAGCCAGGAAAUUAGACAAUGUUUGAUAUCUGAUGAGGUAUAUAACAGUUUGGAGUCACAAUACUAGAUUAACAUCAAGCAAGAUAUUAGAGUAAUUUCAUACAAGACGAACAGCUUUAUUCAAUAUGGAGACAAGAUAUAUGCUUGGUAUUUUGAUACUUGUGAUUGGCGUAGCCAAUGGAUAUCAAUGCAAUGAUCGGCCUCGAAAACUUGGCUGCUUUCAAGAUUCACCAAAGAACAGAUUGAUGAGAAAUGAAUUCAAUGUAAAGAUGAAGGAUUCUGACUGGUUGGGUGAUAACUGGAGUGAGCAUUUGAACAAAUUGUUGUGCGAGUGUUCUGAUAAAGCUAAAAAAGCAGGGAAACAGUACUUUGGUUUACAACAUUUCUACGAGUGUUGGAUUGGAAAUCUAGAUCAUGUUGACAUUGAAAAAUUUCGUUUAAAAGACAAAUCGAAAUGCUGGUCGAAGAAUCCGAAUCCUUUCAAAUGCGCUGAAAAUGAUCAAGUGUGUGUUGGAAAAGGAUUAACUAUGGCAAUUUAUGAAGUCACUCAUUCCUCGUUCAUCAUACCAGACACAGCGACAGAGCCGACAAUGAAAGUCAUGAGUCUGCCAGCGAAAGGCAAACGACCUCCUCCAAAGAUACCAGCUCUACCACCUCACAUCGGUCGUCGCUAAAUAUGAACAUCAAUCAUAUGGAUCGAUACCAAACUACCUUACUUAUAUAUAACGUAUACGGUAAUAUAGAGAACAUAUAACUGAAGUAUUGCUACUUUGAUGAAGGAAUACUUGAAUAAAGUUCAUGAGUGGAAAGUCUUGUUUUUAGAAUU